GGGGAUGUGAUGAUUCUACCAAAGUGGAGAAAGAAAAUGAUGGACAGAUUGUGGAUAAGGCUACAACUACUGUUGACGGUGCUGACACUACCUCUAUGAAUGAACAAGCGAAGGACCUUCAACCCACAGAGCACCAUACACCAGUUGGCAAUGGCAAUAUUUUUCCUUGUGAGGAGGCUAAAAUGCAUCUCAUUCUGCUUCUGUGAAUGAACAAGUGGAGGACCUUCAACCCACAGAGUCCCAUGCAGCAGUUGACAAUAGCAAUUUACCUUGCGAGCAGCGUAAGUUGUCUCACGCUGCCUCUGCGAAUGAACAAGGGGAGGAUUUUCAACCCACAGAGCACCGUACAGCAGUUGACAAUAGCAGUUUACCUUGCGAGGAGGGUAGGUCAUCUCAUAGGGAACUUGAUCAGCUGGGGUGGUAAAACAGAAAGGUGUAAAAGAGCACAAGAUGCAAGCACUAAAAUUGUCGACCAAAAGAGAUUCAAAUCUUCUACGGGAAAAAGAAGAAAACAUGCAUAUCAAGCCAAACGGUAUUCAAAUCCACUGAUGCCCCCUGGAAGGCGUACCAAACUACUUUGGACUAUGGAGGAAGAAGCUGCUCUUAAAGAGGGGAUACAAAGAUUUGUUUCAAACGACGGUGGGACUAUUCCGUGGAGGGCAAUUUUGGAGUAUUAUGGUUGUGGUGUUUUUCACAAAACUCGUGUGCCUGGCGAUCUUAAAGAUAAGUGGAGAAACAUCAAGAUUAAGGAGGAUCUCCUACAACAGAGCUGUGUGUGACAUGCCUUAAAGUAAGGCAUUUGG
Ananas comosus (pineapple) is the source of this 803-nucleotide messenger RNA. RefSeq lists its product as uncharacterized. The coding region runs from base 207 to 779 and encodes 190 amino acids. Lineage: Eukaryota; Viridiplantae; Streptophyta; Magnoliopsida; Poales; Bromeliaceae. The transcript has 3 exons. The record is from RefSeq and is a predicted model, not a curated record.